Trichoderma gamsii is the source of this 5748-nucleotide messenger RNA. RefSeq names its product ankyrin-1. The coding region runs from base 1 to 5748 and encodes 1915 amino acids. NCBI's taxonomy places the organism in Eukaryota, Fungi, Ascomycota, Sordariomycetes, Hypocreales, Hypocreaceae. The record is from RefSeq and is a predicted model, not a curated record. The transcript has 5 exons. Gene Ontology annotation, molecular function: protein binding.
AUGGUGCACUUCAAUCUGGAACUCGUCUGGAUCUCUCAGGCAAGCCCGCAAGUUGACCUCGUUUUCGUCCAUGGAUACGGUGGCAACCCAGAAACAACAUGGCAUGACGAAUCUACGGGUAAAAUCUGGAUCAAGGACGAAGAGUUCAUUACCCGAAUAAAGAGGCCGAUCCGCAUCUUUUCCUUCAGCUACAACGGCGAAGUAGAAUCAAAUCUAUCAUCCUCCAGCCUGGCUUUCCAUGCAAGCGACCUGCUCUGCUGCUUGGAGCAAGCUCUCGAGAGAUCCACCGGACGGCCACUGAUAUUCGUUGCCCACGGCUUUGGAGGCAGCAUUGUUAAAAAGGCAAUUCAGCUAUGUUUCGUGACACCAGGAUAUCCGCAGACAAAGAAUGCGCUGGCUGGCGUGGUCUUCUUCGGCACUCCUCAUACGGACACGGAUUCCGAAGCACUCGUUCAGGCCGUCAAGGGCACCGUCGACGCUUUUGGCUCUGAAGAUGGCGCUAGAAGCGAAGAUAUCAGGGAAUACGUUUCCACAGCGAGCCGCAUCAACGCUGCUUUCAUCUCUUGCAAACCAAGCUACCUGAGGACGCUCUCUUUCUGGGAGAAAAUGCCAUCAAAAUCCAUUGGACCAAGUUCAAACAUGCAUGACCGUCCUAUCGUCUCCUUACAAUGUCAGAAAGAGGACUUGCAAGGCAAUAUCGAUCACAUAAUGGAAUGCAGCCACGAGGAGUUGCCUCGGUUCUCAAGCGUAUUCAGCGACAGAUUCAUACAGUUUAUGGAGAUAUUUUCUCAAUUUUUGGUGGAUACCCUCUCCGAACGCACCGUGACAACAGUUCCGAGGCCUUUCCCGCGUCCGCCAUCAGACAUUCGUGAAAGCCGAUUCCCAAUUGAAGAAAUACCCAUUAUAAGGAGGCCUGGCCCUAUUGUUAAGAGCCGUCGAAGAAUCUGGAAGACGAGCGACGAUGACCAUCAAAGCCCAGAGCGUCGGAAAAAGGACAAAGAAGACAAAGCUUCCAGAGAGCAGUUUCUCCAAUCACUACGCGGCUGGUCCGAAAGUAAUUAUGGAAACGAGAUUUUCGUCGCAGCUGGCACCUGUGAAUGGUUCAAAGACGGGUCCAUCUACAAGAAUUGGCUAACUGACCCAAAAUGCGGCACGCUCUUCUACAUCGGAGCCCCUGGACAUGGCAAAUCGCACCUGGCACGUGCUAUUUUCACCCAUCUCAAGUCCUCGAAGCCAGACGAUAUUGUGUUGGGAUAUUUCUGCCAAAAGGGCGAAGAAAAGCCUGCCAUUUGGGAGUAUUUCACUUGGAAGCUGAUAAAGGAGUGGCCGUACUCAUUCACUCACGUACCGGCUCAAUUCCGACGCACAACUGAUGAUGCCAACCCUCGCCUUGAUUCAUCUGCGUACACUGAGAUAUGGACUUCGUUUCGGAAAGCCUGCUCCCCUCGUACCAUAUACUUGAUCGUGGAUGGAUUAGAGCAGACACCUCCCGCAAAUUUCGCCGAAUUCUUCGCUUUGAUAGAGCAACUAAGAAAGCCGGUGGUGUUAGGGCCCGAGAAUCGAAUAAACAGCGUACAGGAAAUGCCGACAAAGAUUAAGCUUGUCAUAACGAGCCGGUGGACAGACGCUACUUUUACAGCUUCAAGCACGACCUCUUGUUGUUCUUUGCCCAAUGACGACUUAAAAAGGGACGUCUCGCUUUAUCUCGACAAAAGAUUCCUCACUAUUUCUAAAUCUAGACCGAAAACCGUGGACGAACACCUGAUACGCAGGGUUCAGGAGCGUGUUACUCAGAAAUCAGGGACCUACUGGCUCUUUGCCAAGCUUGCAGCAGAUGAGAUUGAGAGUUCGAGUGCAUUGAACUCUAUCCAAGAACUCCGCGAGGAUUAUAUCCCAGUGGAGCUGGCACGGCUGUACGAACAGAAGAUGCUGCCUUUACUGCAAUCUGCCAACAACAGCGAAAGACACCUGCGCACAGUCCUAACCUUGAUUGCUUCAGAAGAUAAUAGCAUCGCAUUUUCCCUCAAACAGCUCGAGAGCUUUAUACAGUGCAUCUAUGGUCAAGACGAUAUGCCUGUGGAAAGCCUUGCAAAAUCCAUACAGACUUUCUGUGGAGACCUGUUCUGGGUCAGCCCAAUUGAUUCUCUUGUGUAUUCUGUACAUGCCUCUGUUAGGGGCCAUCUUGGCAAAUAUCUCACGGUGGAACACAGACAAACGAACAUUGUUUUCAUUUGUCUCAAAUAUCUGCUUCAAGACUCCUUUCGCACCACCCUGCCUCUAUCUUUCAGCGAUAGAGAUGGAACGGUGGAAAGAAUGAGCAAGAGAGCGGCCUUUUAUGGAUUUGCGGCCCAAGGCUGGAUAAUCUAUCUUGCUAGGCUGGAUACACUCAGCCCCCAAUUAGUACCGCUGCUACAAACAUUUCUAUCAAUGGACUGCCGCCAAUAUCGGACGUGGCUCCAUUGGAAGUCAUGGAUUUUCAAGGAAGAAUUGGGAAUGAUCGAGGAGAUUACCGAGGAUCCAAUCAUGGUCAUGGUCCGAGAGGGAUGUCUCGCUGUAAUCCAGCAUUUCUUUCCGUCUUCAACAGCUCCUCGUGCUACUUUAAAGAGCAAAUUCGAACUCUUGGCGAAGCACAUGCCGUUUUCAAGCACACAGCCUCCCCAUCCACUUGGUGUGCAAUGGCCUGAUAUCAAAGGGGUACAUGAACAGACUAUUUUGAUGGCAGCGGCACUAAGUGGAAAUCCUGCUCUAGUGGAACAUGUUCUACAAUGGGAUGUCGAUAUAAAUGCUCAAGAUGACGGUGGAAGAACUGCCCUCAUGCUAUGCCUUACCUCAGAUCAGUUAAUGGGAACAAAAGCGGUGGGCAAGAAAACCGAUGUUUAUGCCGUCGUUGAACUGCUGCUACUACAUGGAAUUGAUCCAAGAAUGAGCGAACAUCACGGCAUUACUCCCUUGCACGUUGCUUGUGUGCGUGGAAGAUUCGAUCUAGCUGAGCUUCUUCUAAGGUUCAAUGCUCCGAUCAACGUUACAGACGAAUGGGGAUUUACACCACUCGAAAGGGCAUAUGGUGCCGGGAAUAUUCGAAUUAUUGAGAUGCUCAUCGGUCACGGUGCGGACGUAGAGGCAUGGAUGCUAGGCGGAGAACCACCGCUAGCAAAAUGCAUAUAUGACGGAAAGCUUGAAAUGUUUGAGGCCUUUCUUCCGUUUGCAGAUAUCGACCAGGCGACUAUACUCGGGUUUGCACCAAUCCAUCUUGCCAGCGAUGGUGCUGACAGGAUAGAGUUUCUUCGCCUUCUACUUGCUAGGCCUGGGCUACACAUAGAUGCAGUGAGCUCGGCAACCGAUCGAUUCCAUAUCAAACGUGCGACGGCCAUUGGCUUUGCCAUCAACAGUCGCAACUACACUGCGCUAGAGUGGCUACUUGAGGCCGGGGCACAUCCAGGACUGUUGCCAAUGGUCACUGUGCCGCCACUUCACGAAGCCAUCAUGGUUAAAGAUAGGGCCAUGAUAGAGCUGCUGUUAUUCUAUGGCGCUCCAGUGAAUGAAUCCAGACGCAGCUGGUUUCCGUUUACUGCGCUGGGACAUGCAGUGGAUCUUGGUCUUGAGGAUAUUGUCGAGCUACUCCUAAAGAACGGUGCAGAUGCCUCUGUGGAAGAAGGAUAUGGGGUUACCGCCUUGAUUGAGACGGCUGUGUCGAGGAAGCGUCCUAUUCCUAAGAUAAUAAGACAGCUGAUGGAAUCGCGGAAUCCUCCCGAUGUCAACUACAUCCGAGAGAACGAGCAACAUUGUGUGAUGAGCGCCGUUGGUCAAGGUGAUGCUGAGACUGUUUCUAUCAUACUAGAGUAUGGGGCAGACUUGAGCAAAUAUCUCCAGUCAGGCAAAACAGUAUCACCCCUUCACAAUGCUGCUAGGUACGGCCAUGUCAAAAUUUGUGAGAUUCUGUUGCAGCACGAACCUGCGUUUCUUAACCUUCAGAUAGAGAAGGGAUUCAUGAUUGAACCUCCCUUGUUUAUGGCAUGCCAUCGAAAACGGAAAGAAGUUGUUCGCUUCCUGUUAGACAAAGGAGCCAAAGCAGAUCAGCUCAGCUAUUACUAUAAGGAGUCUCCCCUAUUCACCGCUUGUGAUGUAGGAGACUUGGAAAUCGCCAAAAUGGUCCUGGAAGCCGCGCCGCAGAUGAUCAAUGUCCCCACUGCCUUCAACUGCACCCCUCUAGUAUAUGCCUGCGAGCAUGGGAAUGUUGAGAUGAUUAAGAUGCUUCUCGAAGCAGGAGCAGAUAUUUACCUCCCACAUGGCAGUACAACGAACGCUUUUAGCCGACUGUUUGAAGCUAAAGGCGACAAGGCUUUCAAAAUACUGGAUCUACUACUCAGCAGUGGUUUGGAUAUCAAUGCCGUCGAUAAUGAAACUGGGCUUACUAUCCUUGGAAUGGCUAUUGUAGACGCCGAAGCAAGGCAUGUCAAAUGGCUUCUUGAGCGUGGAGCCGAUCCAGUACGUGCGCAAAGGAGUGCCGGCCGAGAAGAGACAUGGCGUACAGCCCUUCAACUUGUUUCUCAUACGAGCAAUAAGAAGGCCCCAGGUAUCAUAGACUUGCUUUUUGAGCCACGAUGGGGGCUGUUGGACCAUCUAACUCACAAGGACUACCAUGGCGGUACUCUUUUCCCCAUACUUGGUCAGUCUCGAAAAGCACUGCCAAUCACUCCCCGUCUGGUCUCAGUAUGUGAUACCAUCUUCAAAGAAACGGGGAAAGACAUUUUCUCCGACCUCAUAAAUGAACCCAGUAUCGCUGGACUCACUCCGAUCGAUUGCGCCAUGAAUGAUUUCGCCGCCAAGUCAUCUGCAUUGCCCGAGCUGGACAAAAAGCUUCUCUCUAGUAUCAAUGAGCUUCUGGAAGGUCCUCGCACGACAGAAGACCAUUUUCUCAUACUGGACUACGUUCUUAGUCUUCUAUUCGCACGCGAAGAUGAUGUCGACGCAGAUACAAAGGUAUUGGCCAAAUUUGUCCUUGCAAGGCCGCAAGUUGGCUGGGAUGACGAUGGAUGUUACAUGGGUUCGGUGGCUCUGCAGGUGUGCGCUAUCUGCGAUGAGUCGAUUUACGAUCCUUAUGUCUAUUGCCCCCUUUGUGAAUCUUCAUGGUGUUCGGGAUGCAAAGAUAGGUGCGAAGUGAAUAGCUUACACAGGCAUAAAUUGCUUGAUAUUGAGCUUCGGAAAGACUUGGAUAUCAACGCACCUGACAUUCAGGAAGUUUUGGAAAGAUUACAGAAGAAGAUAUCAAGCGGCACAUCAAGCGAGCCGACAUCUCAACGGGUACAGAACAGCGAAGAGCUCAGCGAGGGCCCCAUCAUCAAUAAUCUCGCUUCUUCUGAAGAAAGCCUGCCUCCUACGCGUGCCCAAAUUUCUCUACAGCUCGCCACCUUGCAUGCGUUCAAUUUCUUGGCCAUCAGUCGACCUAUCUGGACGCCGUUCCUUCCGCUGUCUCCCGCCGCCCAAGCGCUUGUCGAUCCCUGGCAGAAAUUGUGGUCACAAGAGGACGGGUACUGCCAGAUGCAGAGCUUCAUGCAGAGGAGAACCAUGAAUUAUGAAAACUCUGCAUGGAGGCGCUUCCAAGAACUACAGUACUUGAGACGAGGAUUCACAAGAGCUUAUGCGGAUGAGGAGGGUGUGAAGAGGGAUUUUGUGUUGCGAGAUGUGUGGAGAUUAUUUGCCAAUGAAAAACGAAUCAAGGAGAGAGUAAUGGUGGUAGAGGAUUGUUGA